Molecule: messenger RNA, 2360 nt
Organism: Acanthopagrus latus (yellowfin seabream)
Lineage: Eukaryota; Metazoa; Chordata; Actinopteri; Spariformes; Sparidae
Gene: necab3
Product: N-terminal EF-hand calcium binding protein 3
Exons: 13
Coding region: 195-1283 (362 amino acids)
Biological process (GO): regulation of amyloid precursor protein biosynthetic process
Cellular component (GO): cytoplasm; Golgi cis cisterna; endoplasmic reticulum
Molecular function (GO): calcium ion binding
Source: RefSeq, a predicted model, not a curated record
GGCCUGGCAGCUCCGCUCUGCAGCUCAGCCACAAAGUUGCAGAGAGCGUCUCCCAGUCCCACCGCCCGCCUCCUCUAGGUAUCUGUCACACCUGCGGAGCUGCCUCUCUCCUCCACCGACCGUUUUACUUGACUUCAGACCUCUGCCUGAAGCGAUCCGAGGUGCGUCUCGACUCGUCUCCCUCUCCAUCGAAGAUGCUGGCUUGUACGGAGAUGAUCACUAUGUGCCUGCAGUCGGCCAAACAGAAGCAUCUCCUGGCUCAGCAGCAGCAGCAGAAGCCGCUCCACACCGCCGGACAAGGGCUUACUAUCUUCCACGAUAUUUUCCGCCGAGCGGACAAAAACGACGACGGCAAGCUGUCAUUUGACGAGUUCAAUGCUUACUUUGCCGACGGGAUCCUGACCACUGAGGAGCUCCAGGAACUUUUCUACUCCAUAGAUGGCCGACAAAAUAACAAUCUGGACACUGGCAAGCUAUCAGAUUAUUUUUCUCAGCACCUGGGGGAGUAUCUCAACGUGCUGUCGGCUCUGGAGAGCCUGAAUAUUGCCAUUUUAAAGGCAAUGGAUAAAACUAAAGAGGAGUACCAGGGUUCCAGCGUGUUGGGCCAGUUCGUCACCAGGUUCAUGCUAAGAGAGACGUCCAGUCAGCUGCUGUCUCUACAGAGGUCACUGCAGUGCGCCAUGGAGGCCGUGGAAGAGCAGAGCAGCCCUGCCCCGAGGGAGGUGAAGGCACCGGAGCUGACAGCGGUCCAGAGGAAUGGCAGGCGGUGCGGUCGCAGGGUCCACAAUAACCUGUGCAUGUCGCCAUCAGAUCCCUGCUCUGGCAUCCUGACCACAGGUGUGAACAUGGAAGAUGGAGAGAACUGGUGCUCUCAAAUCAACAGGCUGCAGCAGCUGCUGGAUAAACUGGAGUGUCAGGGUCCCAAACUGGAGCCGCUGAAAGAGGACACGCUGGCCGGCACGUACAAGUCCAACAUCCUGCUGGUCCAGAGGCAGAUGUCGGUGACGGACGAAAAUCUCGACGACUUUCGGAAAGUUCUGAAGGGCUACGUCACCGCCACCUCGGCCCACUCUGACAACCUGCACGUGUCCGUUCAGAAGCUCCCGGGAAAGUCGUGUUACAUAAUGUAUGAGUUCUGGCAAGACCGCCUCUCCUGGAUGAGCUACCUGCAGUCCAACGACAGUAAAGACUUCCAGCGCUGCACCAUCGACAUGUUGGAGGAUCCUGAAGUAGUUUCUACCAUGUUGCUCCCAGCUUCCUGGUGGAUCAUGACUAACAACUAACAACCGAAUCCAGAAAGUCACAUCUACAGCCUACACUGUCACACGGACAAGGACACACUGGCGCGUCAACACAACCCGCACACACGCACAUACAUGCAUACACACACGCGCACACACACUCAGAGGAAUUCAAAAAGGCAUCCAUUUGCGUUUGAAAAGCAACAGGAGACACAGGCGGCGACGGCGUCACCCAGCGUUCUCCGGCAGCCUCGUUUAAUGUCCCUCUAUCUUCGACCGCUCAUUAUCGUGCCGCUUAUAUCAAAAAAGGGAUAGUUGCACCAGGUGGUGACCGAUUCUCCGCCAAGCAAACGCCAUUUUUUUAUUUGAAUUAUUUUGAAUAGAACUCUCUCUCUCUCUCUCUCUCUCUCUCUCUCUCUCUCUCUCUCUCUCUCUCAUGCUAUGGCCUCCUCCUCUCUCUCUCUCGCAGUGUUCGUCUGAUAUUUACGCCAGUGGAGGACAGCCAAAUAAAAAAAAACAAAAGAUGCUAGCAUAGGCUGCUACAGCAAAUCCAACCGAGAUGAAAAAAUAGCAUUGCCAGUAGUGUUUCGUGUUUUUUGAUGAGUUGUUAACUGUGAAUUAAAUGCGAGUGAAUAGCGAAGAAGAAGAUGAGGAGGAGGACGAGGAGGCGCUGCAGCCUUAAAUGUGCAUGCCGACAAAUGUGGCCGAGAGUAGUUCCUGGUCUGUAAAUGCUGUAUGAUACUGUAACACUGUUUUUUUUUUCUCUCAUUGAGCUCGUCAUGUGCACAGGAUGCCAAAAAAAAAGAAGAAAAAAAAGAAAGGAAAAAUGCUUAAAAACAGCUCCACACCUGCCCGGACAUCUAUCUAUUGCUAGAGUAUAUUAGUUACACCUCCUUGCCGCUCGACGGGACGCGCGCUCUCUUCGUCAUAUGUUAAGAAUAUCUCUGAAAAUGAAGAUGAAAUAUAUUUAAUGUAUCAUGUAUUUUAUUUUGAUCAUGGUAGAGUUUAUUCCAUCUUGUACAUAUGGGACUCGGAUAUGUUCCUGUUUCUGUUGUGUUUUGGAUCAGUAAUGUACAAUAAAAUAAAGUCAUUAAAGGAUUGUUUGUUUUGACAAAGUGA